Messenger RNA from Colletotrichum spaethianum, 762 nucleotides. RefSeq lists its product as uncharacterized. The record is from RefSeq and is a predicted model, not a curated record. The transcript is spliced from 2 exons. Lineage: Eukaryota; Fungi; Ascomycota; Sordariomycetes; Glomerellales; Glomerellaceae. Bases 1 to 762 code for a protein of 253 amino acids.
AUGAAAUUCCUCCAAGCCCUCCUCAGCCUUGCUGGCGCGGCCUCCGCCCUCGACAUUUACUUCCACACCGGGCCCAACUGCAACGACGCCUCCGUGAUCUGCAGCGGCAUCAACCCCGGCGUCUGCUGCAGGGCCGGCGGCAUCACCUACAGGAGUGUCGCCUACCGCGGCAUCGUGCCCAGCUGGCGCAUCCGGUGCCGGAGCUACCAGGGCAACGGCUGCGAGAUCCAGCGGGCCGACUCGACCGUCAACGGCGUCAACUACCAGUGCCACUCGUUCCAGAACAACUACAACUACAACGGCGCGCGGUACGACUUUGUCAACCGGAAGCGCGCCGAGGACACGUGCGCGGCCGAAGACGGGACCUGCGAGUCCACCCAGCAGGCCGACACCUUGGUCCUCGAGGACGGGACGCAUCUCCGCAUCACCGAGUUGGAAGAAGACCCUCUCGAGGAACUGCAAACGGCACCGUUGCCGCUGACCUCCCGCAGGAGUUCCAGGAGUUGGAGAUCAAGCAGUAGAUGCCCUGGCGUGGUGACAGUGACGCGGGACCGACACGCCGUGAGCAAGACCCCUUUCCGGACACGCAAGGAGCACACGUUCCACGUGGUAUCGAACCAUUCAUCUGGUGGAACACUUGCUGACCCCGCCGGCACGUCCAGCCUCCAGGUUGCCGCGCACACAACAGCGGCCGCUGGCACCCCCCAGCAGCCCAAGACGCUCGAGGUCGACGGGUGGAGGUUGGUCACGAGUGCCACGUGA